CGACCUUGAAACUUAUUCUCGCGUUGACGUGUUUCCUCUUGUCCUUGAAAAUGACUAGAAACACUUUUCAAGAAUUAUUACAAGAAGCUGGAUGCGUCAUUGACGAGUACAACAAUCGACCCAUAGUUUUCAUUUCUGAGCCUGUGCUAUUUCGCAGAGAACUCUCAUUAAAGAUUAGGAGCGAUCCCCAAUACCCAGACAAUCUCGAUGAGUUCUUUGACAGUAUGAACGCUUACUUACAAGACGUAGACGUGCUUCGAAGGUUUCUUUUACCAGCUACGCUUUCCGAUCAUUUGAUGGAUAACAGGCGGACAAGCAUCUUGGAGAGCGCUAUUAAGACAUUACUCAAUAUCGAUAUCAUCCAGCCAACGUUGAUCACUUAUUUGCUCGAGCGACUACCCGAAUUUUACGAUGAACUGGAAAAUGAUAACUCGAGCUCAUGCACCGCUCGAUUAAUCCUUCAUCAAUUACGAUGGUCGGAGUACAUUGUAGCACCACAGGCACUAACUGGAAAGUUGAUCGAGAUUAUACAAAUUACGCCUACCGUAAUUCAACACGAAAUCAUUACAUCCCUUCCUGAUAUCAUCAACGACUCCGAACAUAAGCCCAUUGUAGUGUAUUUAAAAGAGUUGAUGCACGAAGAUGCCGAGCUGACAGUACCAAUAUUGGAUGCGCUUUCGAAUCUUACACUUCACUCUGAAAGUCUGGAGGAUGUGCGAGACACAGUGUUGGAUCGUCUGGAAUCAGCAGAAUUGGAUGAUUUGGCUGUGAUUAUCAAAUUUUUGCUACAAACGGUCAAGCCACAUACGAUUGAUUUGGUUAUUCUUGGCAUUCGCGAAAAAUUGGACUUUCGUUCUCUUGGAAAAUCCACUAUACCAAGCAUUACACGCAAAGCCAAACAUUCACCAGAAGCACUUAUCCUCGAAUCGAUCAAGUUGGGAUUACAAUUUCAUAAAUUUGUGUGUGACUCAUGGAUCAAGUCAAUUGCUGCCUUACAAACCAAGCCCGCUCACAAGAUCAUUGAUGUAUUGGUCUUAUUUAUCUUGUACUCAAUGACAUCAACAAAGAAAAAAGCCGACCAAAUAUUCCGCAAGAAGAUUGCGGAUGGCCUUAUUACAUCCUCAUUAUUAGAAGAGUCAAUAAUGCAUCAUGGGCAUGGUCUGGCCAGUUAUUGGAAUACAAUCCUUUCACUGUCAGAAAGCUUGUUACGGUCAUCACAGCAACAGAGUGUGCUCAUUCCAUCUUCCAAAGCUCUUUAUAUAAGUGCGUUCAAAUCAAGUGAUGUUUAUUAUCGACAGGAAAUCAUUGGCUCUCUAGUGACACAUAUUGGAAGUGGCUCUGCUACAGAAAUGGAUGUUGCCUUAGACACCCUUCUCCAUCUAGCCAGAACGGACGUCGAUAACAUGGCAGUAUACGAUGUCUUUAUUAAGGGUAUCCUUGAUUAUUUGGACAACCUGACACUACCACAAAUCCGAACACUUUUCAACAUUUUCAGCCUCUUGUCUGUCAUGCCGAAGGCUCGAAAGGAAGGAGACUCUGGUCUUUGGUCCGAAAUAUGUAUCGUCAUUCGCAAGCAACUAUCCAAUCCUCGAGAGAAAUACAAAAAAAUUGGUGUCAUUGCUAGCUUGGCAGCUGUCAAUGUUCUGACCUCUGCCAAACUAUGUGCUUCUGAAGAUGAAUCAGGAGCUGGUUCAAGUAGUACACAACGUGAGAUGACAUCCGAUGAUGCGCACCGCCAUCCACUUAUUCGACAAGCCAUUCAAAUGGUCGAAAUGGCUCUACAACAUUGUCAUGAAUAUCCUGUUUGUCUGGCAAUGGUUUACGAUGAGUUGGCAUACAUGCUUGAACAUGGUGAUAUGGACAAGCGCAUGCAGCUGUAUAUUGCAGAAAGCAUAACUGGCGAUUUUAUCGAGCAAUAUGUUGCAGAUGCGGGUGCUGUCGAGGAGCGUAUCACAAGAGAUGCAAAUCGUCUAGAGGUUCCUGUGAAACCUCAAAACUGGAUGAAUCUUGACGGUCAAGAUGCUGCUAUAGCAAUCGAUUUCUACUCGUUCAUCUGCGACAAUGACGAACGCAAAAAGAAAAGAUCUGUUCUAACUCUGUGUGCGCUUUUCAACUUACUUCAAAGCAGUGAAAAGCUAGGCAACAAUGGAAGUCUAGACGGUAUCGAUGCUCUAGUGGGUUGUGGUCUGGUAUUAUUCAAUCAUACAGAUUUUGACGACGACAUGGUUAAAGAGCUAAAAACCCAUGAUCUGUGGAAUGCGUGUGAUAUUAUAUACUAUGCAAUCAACUGGUGUCGCGAGCUGUUGAAUGUAUUUUCCGUUGUGUGUGACCAAUCGAUCCAUCAAAAAACGGUUCAGCGUGUCAAGAACGUUCUUAUGCUCGAGUCAGCAUUGUGCAAAUUUAUCAAGCAAGCAUCAGGCUAUGCUCCUAUGGAAUUUUAUGCUUCGCUGCCGAUGGCUGGUCUCAAGAACUCCACCUCGCGCACCCUUACUAUAAGCUCGGCUGUGAGUGUACGCGAUUCCCCUGGAGUCGACGACACCUCUGAUACCGAACCGAAACCUGCUAGAAAGGACAAGACCAAUACAAAUGUCGCAUUCAACUCUAUUGAUGCACUGAGACCCCAUAUGCGUGCUUUGAACAUCAAUGUUUUGAGCGUUCUAGCUGCGAGUGAAAACCUUCCUCACAAUGAAGACAAAUUAGACAACCGGGAACUCAGCUACAUUUUCAAAGAUCUAAACGAAAAACUCAAGAAUAAGAUCGUCCCUGCACCUGUAUCCGCGUUUGGAAGGAAAAAACAAGUAGACCAGAACCUGCAUAGCACUGCAAUGCUUUCUCGGAUAAGUGCCCCUGAUCUUGUGAAACAGGUCAUUAAGUAUUUGCCAAGUAUUCUCCAGCGACUGGAAGGGUUAUACGAAGAUAUACAAUUACAUGAUACACAAGCUGGACGAAUUGGAUCUAGCUCCCAGACAAUUGUUCAAUGUACUUCUCUUAUUAUGAACAUUAUCUUUAAGCUCGUUUCUUGGCCUGAAAUAGAAAAUCCUGAACACCGUGAUAUCCUCGAGGACCUCGUUAAAACACUAGCAUCACGUAUUGUUGCCGAUGAAUCACAACACGAUACUUUUGAAGUCACUGUUCGUGAAGUCUUCAAAUAUUUGGCACAUUUUAGCAACAAUAUUCCUGAUGCCACCACAGCAAUCGUCCUCUACAAGACUCUGAUGCGUGUGAUGGUACUCUCUGAUAACGAUCCUGCCCUCAAAGUCGGUGCUCACCAAGUUGUCACACGCAUUUUGGCAACCGACUGGUUCGAUUGGCGAGAUAUCAAGAAACAAAUUAUAUUUUUGGUUGGGCAAGCUAUUGAGCUUGACAAGGAUCCGUUACAAGCUUUGCAUACAUAUGUAAACCAAGUUCUCCCGCAGUAUAACGAAGAGGGACGAUUAGAAGACCAUCCACUUCUACGAGAUGACACCGUCAUAUACUACUACGAGGCAAUGAUAAACCAAGCUGUCAAGGCGUUGCACUUGCUACAAGAAACGGACGACAAUGAUAACGAGAACGAUAAUGUCCUAGACAAGACUGAAAAGCUGGUUAGAAUCUUUGCAAGCAUUACUACGUAUAUCAAGAAGAAAGAUAAAAAGGAGCUGUUUAGCGUCCUGUUGAAAACUGGCCGUGCGUUUAUCGAACAAUUCACAAUGCACUCAAUACCUUACUUUACGGGCGUUUUCAAGUACCACAAGGAACGGAUCGUCGUGAUUUUGAAGAAUUUCCAAUCGUGCACCCGUAUGCUACAGAUUAUCUGUUCACACGUCAAGGUUAUGAAGGACAUCAAGCUAUCUUCCUAUGUCCCCAAGUUAAAGCAGGCGAUGGAAACGGUUAUUUUCCAGGUUAAAAUACUGCUAACAGAAAAUAAUGCUCCUGCUGAUGCAUUCUUCCUUGGUGCGCUAAAACAUCGAGACAUCCGAGGUGCUGAAGUCUCAUCUCAAAUGCCCCGUGAUCUCUCCUCUUCAGAAUCUGAGGCAGAAGAGAACGAAGAGAACCUCGAGGUGGCCGUGGCAGCUCGAUCCCAAGCCAAGCGAAAGAGAAAACAGUCAACAAAACCAACGGCACGCAAGAGUAGAGCGAAGGCUACCGAGGACGAGGACAGAACGAUCAGGACAACAAGUCAAGUUCCAACUACAGAUGAUGAAGGAGAUGAUGAACUUGCGGGAGAUGACGAUGAAGGAGAAGAUACCAUGGAUAUUGAUCUCAACAGUACCGAUGAAGAAGAGCAACAGUCUGCGUCUGCUCGUGAUCGAGGGCCUCACCUUAUGUCGUUGUCGCCACCACCCAUCCAUGGGAUGCAAAACUCCGUAGCGUCAGUCGAACAAAUCGAGUUGACACCAUCUCGGAAAGAUGGCAUUCCAGAAGAGUUGGAAGAAUCACUACGAAAUUUUGGUUGCGAAUUUAUACAAAGUGCCGGCAUCUUGCUCAAACUCCCACAGGUAGCCAUGGCAACCGCACAAGUUUUGUUUCAACGAUUUUAUUACAUGGCUAGUUUAAAAGAUUUUGGUAUAGUGGAAAUUGGUAUGGGAGCAUUAUUUCUCGCUUCAAAAGUAGAAGAAUCAUUUACCCGGCUUACGUAUAUGGUGUCCGUAUAUGAUUGCUUGUUAAAACGCGCUCGGAAACAGCCUACAUAUCCUCCACUGGAUGCAUUUUCGCAGCAAGCUUACGAUUUAAAAAACAUGAUUAUCACCGGUGAAAUGCAAAUAUUGAAGCGCUUAGGGUUCAAUGUCCAUGUUGAGCUUCCAUACGGAUUAAUGAUCAACUAUUUGCGUAUUCUUGGUUUGGAAGAAGAUGAAAAAGUCGCUGGAAAAGCCUGGAACUACCUCAAUGAUGGAUUACGCUCAAAUGUGUACGCAACAUACGAACCAGCAACAAUUGCAUGUGCGGCUAUAUGGCUUGCAUGCCGUGAUCAUACUAUCAAACUACCUCCAGAUUGGUAUCUUUUAUUUGAUACCGAAUACGACAACGUCACCAACGCAGCAGGACAAGUACGGCGAGUUUAUUAUACAAAAAUUGAUCGAGAACGACUGCCACUCUAUGCCGACGAAAUGGACGCUUGGCUGGCCAGAAACUGUCUAUAGUAAAGACAAUAGUAUUUGAGAGCAUUAUCUUCAUCAAUAUCAUCAUUUUCAAAUUUGCAACUAACAUGGUAACUAGUAGUAUAUUGUAUAUGGACAUUUUGUAUGUAAAUAUAAAUUAAGCUUUUUUAGCUAUAAGAAAAAAAAUGGAAUUCAUUAUAUAAGAUUAUUACAACAAUUU
Zychaea mexicana is the source of this 5298-nucleotide messenger RNA. RefSeq names its product Fanconi anemia protein FancD2 nuclease-domain-containing protein. The transcript is spliced from 33 exons. Gene Ontology annotation, molecular function: DNA polymerase binding. NCBI's taxonomy places the organism in Eukaryota, Fungi, Mucoromycota, Mucoromycetes, Mucorales, Lichtheimiaceae. The record is from RefSeq and is a predicted model, not a curated record. Gene Ontology annotation, cellular component: nucleus; condensed chromosome. Gene Ontology annotation, biological process: interstrand cross-link repair; double-strand break repair involved in meiotic recombination; homologous chromosome pairing at meiosis. Bases 51 to 5120 code for a protein of 1689 amino acids.